Molecule: messenger RNA, 1359 nt
Organism: Globicephala melas (long-finned pilot whale)
Lineage: Eukaryota; Metazoa; Chordata; Mammalia; Artiodactyla; Delphinidae
Gene: SMAD3
Product: SMAD family member 3
Biological process (GO): SMAD protein signal transduction; anatomical structure morphogenesis; activin receptor signaling pathway
Cellular component (GO): heteromeric SMAD protein complex
Molecular function (GO): RNA polymerase II cis-regulatory region sequence-specific DNA binding; DNA-binding transcription factor activity, RNA polymerase II-specific; I-SMAD binding
Source: RefSeq, a predicted model, not a curated record
CGGCGUCCCGCCGCACCCAGCCCCGCCGGGGGCGCUCCUCGCCGCCCGCGCGCCCUCCCCAGCCAUGUCGUCCAUCCUGCCUUUCACCCCCCCGAUCGUGAAGCGCCUGCUGGGCUGGAAGAAGGGCGAGCAGAACGGGCAGGAGGAGAAGUGGUGCGAGAAGGCGGUCAAGAGUUUGGUCAAGAAGCUCAAGAAGACGGGGCAGCUGGACGAGCUGGAGAAGGCCAUCACCACGCAGAACGUCAACACCAAGUGCAUCACCAUCCCCAGGUCCCUGGAUGGCCGGCUGCAGGUGUCCCACAGGAAGGGGCUCCCCCAUGUCAUCUACUGCCGUCUGUGGCGAUGGCCCGACCUACAUAGCCACCAUGAGCUGCGGGCCAUGGAGCUGUGUGAGUUCGCCUUCAACAUGAAGAAGGACGAGGUCUGCGUGAAUCCCUACCACUAUCAGAGGGUGGAGACCCCAGUUCUACCUCCUGUGUUGGUGCCACGCCACACAGAGAUCCCGGCCGAGUUCCCCCCGCUGGACGACUACAGCCAUUCCAUCCCCGAAAACACUAACUUCCCCGCCGGCAUCGAGCCCCAGAGCAAUAUUCCAGAAACCCCGCCCCCAGGCUACUUGAGUGAAGAUGGAGAGACCAGUGACCACCAGAUGAACCACAGCAUGGACGCAGGUUCUCCAAACCUAUCCCCGAAUCCGAUGUCCCCAGCACACAAUAACUUGGACCUGCAGCCCGUUACCUACUGCGAGCCGGCCUUCUGGUGUUCCAUCUCCUACUACGAGCUCAACCAGCGUGUCGGGGAGACAUUCCACGCCUCACAGCCGUCCAUGACAGUGGAUGGCUUCACCGAUCCCUCCAACUCAGAGCGCUUCUGCCUGGGGCUGCUCUCAAAUGUCAACAGGAACGCGGCCGUGGAGCUGACGCGGAGGCAUAUCGGGCGAGGCGUGCGGCUGUACUACAUCGGAGGCGAGGUCUUCGCAGAGUGCCUCAGCGACAGUGCCAUCUUUGUCCAGUCUCCCAACUGUAACCAGCGCUACGGCUGGCACCCAGCCACCGUCUGCAAGAUCCCACCAGGAUGCAACCUGAAGAUCUUCAACAACCAGGAGUUUGCCGCCCUCCUGGCUCAAUCUGUCAACCAGGGCUUCGAGGCCGUGUACCAGCUGACCCGGAUGUGCACCAUCCGCAUGAGCUUCGUCAAGGGCUGGGGAGCCGAGUACAGGAGACAGACCGUGACCAGCACCCCCUGCUGGAUCGAGCUGCACCUGAAUGGGCCUUUGCAGUGGCUUGACAAGGUCCUCACCCAGAUGGGCUCCCCCAGCAUCCGCUGCUCCAGUGUGUCUUAGAGACAUUGGGUGUGAAG